Pedinophyceae sp. YPF-701 is the source of this 1863-nucleotide messenger RNA. Lineage: Eukaryota; Viridiplantae; Chlorophyta; Pedinophyceae. The record is from the annotation of a GenBank genome assembly.
AUGGAGCCACCAGACGCUGAUGCCUCCAGGACGCGCGCACCAGACGGAAAUGAGUUCGACUGGGCGAAGGGCGGGCUGCCACCGGGACUCAAGAGGCUGCAGUCCACAUUCAUAUUGGCUCUGUUCGCAGGGCUGAUGGCAUGGACCCUGGUGCACGUCCGCACCGUGGAGCGCCCGUCCGCGCGGCAGCUCCAGUCGUGGCAGGCCACCCUCGCGGCCAUCGACGCGUCACCGCGCCCACAGUGCAAGAUAGCAAUGGCGGUGGGGCCGCUCGUGGGCGGGCAGGGGGCGUCGUGGAUGGAGUUCAUCACCACGUCGGUCAACACCAACAUUCGCGAGAUCGAAGGCGACCUGAUGUGCGAGCCGGAGGUCACGGACCUCGUCGAGCGCUGGGCCGGCAAGGCCCCCCCGACCGGCGGCCUGCAGCACACGCUCGCCAUCGAGGUCCUCUCCGACAAGAACCUCGCGGGCACAGGCCUCGAUUCCGACACCGUGCGCACCGUCACGGAGCACCUCGCGAGCGCGGACACCUGCACGUCGCACGUCGUGAUGGGCCCGCGCCGCACGGCGUACGUGGUGGUCGCUGAGCCCGCCCCCGCGUGCCUGAAGCCAGCGGCGUACGCCCUGCGCCGCGCGCUCACAGUGGCGUUCGGCGCGCGCCUCCCGCACGCCGCGAAGACUCCGAGGAGCGCGGACGGCGCGCCGCGGACGGCCCCGUCCGACGCCGGCGCCGCUCCGCUGCACCUGCCGACGUGGCACGUGUUUCCCACGUUCGCGGCGACCGUCGGGGUGUGCCGCGGUGAGGCGGGCCGCGCGUGGGACUGGCCGGCAGUCCAGGAAGCUGCGCUGGCGGGGAUGGCGUCGGCGCUGGAGGGCGUCGUCGAUUUUGUGUACCACCCGCGCGAGCUGCAUGGGCUCGCGUGGCCGACCGGGGCGGGGAAGUGGGGCGUGGAGCGCGCGCUGCCGGACACGUGGGAGGCCGCAUCGGAGCUCCCCGCGGCGCAGAGGGCGGCUGCGCGGUCCAAGGAGCCGCACGUGGCCAUCCUGGGCGACAUGGCAUCAGAGUGGCGCGACCUGCCCGGGCCGCGGGUCCACGCGAUCAGACAGGUGGCGAUCCUGCCUCCUUGCAAGCACCGCCCAGCGGAGUUCACGAACGGGCGGCCGUCGGCGAUGCUGCCGGGCCCGGUGCGCGCAACGAUGAUAAACGCUGCGACGUCGGGCGCGGCGGCCGAGGAGGGCGGGGCGAACGCGUGGCUGGACUCUGACGACGCCGGGGCGAGUCUCUCGGGGUUCGUGGAUGUGCUGGUUGCGGCGGUGCGGGCGGACCUGGGCCUGCACGGGGCGCCGCUGCGGGCGGCGGGGCGCAAGGCGAAGGUGACGGCGGCGCGGGCGGAGGGCUCGGCGCACAUGACGGACUGGGAGCUGGACAGGGUGAAGCUGGCAGCGGCGCGGCUGCGCGUCGCGGAGGCCGUGGACGUCAUGCAGGCGACGAUCCAGGCAGCGCGGAGGAACUCGAACCUGCGCGUGCCUGCCUUCGUGCAGCAGCGACUGCCCAUGUGCAUACAGGUCGCUCGCAGCGCGUCCCGGGAGGCCGCGGCGGCCCCGGCGGGCAACCGGGCGGCGUGGGCGACCGUUCAGGCCACCGCGCGGGCGGCCGUGGAGUGCGCGCACACGCUGAGCUACGGGUCCGGCAUCGAGAUGGAGCCGUCGCGCGGCGCACAGCAUCUGAUCUCGCUGUACCAGCCGGUGGGGCUCCCGCUGGUCGUGGUGACGCUCGGGGCGUUCGGGGCGCAGCUGCGCCACUACAUGAAGCGCAGGAAGGCGGUGGCGGCGCUGACCGCCCCGCACACGAAGCAGGACUGA